AUGUCUUUACGAAAAUACUUUGAAAACCUCACUUUGGCUGAUUGUCUUCUUCUGACCGCUCUUUUCUUUUUUUCCUAUGUCGUCCAAUUUUACUAUAAGCACUUUACUCGUCCAAAUAAAUUACCAGGUCCUUUCCCCCUUCCAAUUAUAGAAUGCGCUUAUUGUUUUAGGGGUGAUAUUAGGCAAUUAUUCACCUCGUUAACCAAAAAAUAUGGGGACAUUUACGAAAUUCAACUUGGUGGUAUACGACGAAUUAUAAUUUCACGCCCGGAAUAUAUUGAAAAGUUUUUUAACAAUUCCACAAAACACUCAACAUUUAUGUCAAGAUUGCCUUAUACUCAAGGGAUAGAAGAGCUUGGAGUUGCUAGAAAAGGAUUAUUAAAUAAUGAUGAUUUUAAAAGUUGGAGAUUUAAUCGUCAAUUCUUUACUCAAGCAAUCUUAUCACCCAGUUUUAAUAAUGAGGCAAUUAACCGGACAAAAUUGUUAUUUGAAGAAUUAGAAGGGUAUUGGAAAUCUCUCGGUUCAACUAAUCCUGAUGAUGAAGAGUGGUCAUUAAAAACAGAUUUCUCGAAAUGGUUUCAUAGAUUUACUAAUGACAUGAUUGUUGUUCUAACCACUGGUGAACGUUCCUAUUCGAUGGGAUCAUAUUAUAAUACUCUAAGUCCUGUAAAAGCAUCACAUCCAGAUACGUUAAUCGAUGAUUCGGAUAGAUUUGUUAAAGGUAUUACCCAAUUUGUUGUCGGUGUAUCACUUUUUGUGUUCUUGGGUCCGUUUAUGCGGCAUUAUGUUCCAAUUAUUAGAGAUAAAGCAAAUUCUGUAUUAAAAAAUCGAGAUUACUUGUUUGGAAAGUUGGAUACAAUUAUUAGAAAAAGGAGGCAAGAGAUAGAAGUGAUGCAGAAUAAAGAAUUAAAACAUGACAUGUUAACUUCUUUAAUUGUCGCCAACACCGAACGAGAUAUUAAUUACAAAAAAACUGUUGGAGGAGAAAUAUUUCUACCUAUGACCGAUAUAGAAAUCAGAUCUAAUAUUUUAGACGCUUUCUUAGCUGGAACAGACACUACCGCAAACCUAUUUAGUUUUAUAACUUACUACUUAUGCCAUUAUCCUGAAGUAAAACGAAAAAUGCUUGCCGAGAUUGAUUCAAUAGUUCAGCCAAAAAGUUCCUUCCAGUUAACACACAAUGAUCUCUCAAAAUUAAGGUAUUGCGAAGCAAUUAUUAAAGAAGUUGAACGGAUAUUUCCUGUUGUAAAUCUAACGUCAAGAUAUGCUGCUUCUCCUAUUGAGAUUGGAGGAUAUCAAUGGCCAGUUGGAACAACGUUUCAUAUUGAUUUUGUUAGCUUACACCGACAUAAAGAUUAUUGGUCCAAUCCAGAAGCUUUUGAUCCUGAUCGAUUUUUUCAUGAUAAGAUGAAUGAAAGUUAUUUAAAUGUAAAAUAUGAAAAUAUUAUCAAAGAUGAUCAUAAUAAUAAUACGAAAGAUGAAAAAGUUGGGAAAAAAUAUUCAUUUGUAAUGUUUGGUGGUGGAUUUAGAAUUUGUCCCGGAAGGAAGUUAGCAAUAAUUGAGUUGCUUUCUCUUAUGGUAUACGUAUUUGGGAAAUAUGAUGUUGAAUUAGUUGAUAAGGAAUCUCCAUUAAAAACCAAAUCUUCCGCAAUCACUAAUUGUCAAGAACUGAUGGUUAAAAUUAAGCCUAGGUUUCAGCAAUUAUAA
This is a messenger RNA of Cetraspora pellucida, 1707 nucleotides long. The record is from the annotation of a GenBank genome assembly. NCBI's taxonomy places the organism in Eukaryota, Fungi, Glomeromycota, Glomeromycetes, Diversisporales, Gigasporaceae.